Messenger RNA from Electrophorus electricus (electric eel), 1324 nucleotides. It is a transcript of the gene dbx1b, whose product is annotated as developing brain homeobox 1b. Gene Ontology annotation, molecular function: DNA-binding transcription factor activity, RNA polymerase II-specific; DNA binding. The record is from RefSeq and is a predicted model, not a curated record. NCBI's taxonomy places the organism in Eukaryota, Metazoa, Chordata, Actinopteri, Gymnotiformes, Gymnotidae. Gene Ontology annotation, biological process: regulation of transcription by RNA polymerase II; cell differentiation in spinal cord.
UGAACCUGCAGGAGCUGAAUUCCUCAGCCAUAUUCCUUUAUUUUUAUUUUCUUCGGAGACGUCGCGGUGAUGCUACCGAGCGUCCUCGCACCACCCGCUAUGUACCCCAACCUUCUGCGGCCCCCCGCGGCGCUUUGCUUGCCGCAGACGUUACAGUCUGCGUUUACGGCGCACUCGAGUUUCCUGGUUGAGGACCUGUUGCGGAUCAGCCGACCCUCAAGCUACAUACACAGGACGGCUCCGUCUCCCACUGCGUCUCCCCCGGCCACAGGGGCCGUGAAUUUAAACAUCCAUUCGUCCUCAGACCCUAAAAGAACCAGCUCGCCGCAAACGUCUCUGUCCAACAACGACCCAAAUUAUUUGAAGUUCGGAGUAAAUGCCAUUCUGGCGCCAUCAACAAGAAACGCAUCGUCACCACCGGCAGUCCAUGGCAUGCCCGCGAAAGAAUUUCCGUUUCCGUAUUUUGAAGCUUCAUUCCAUCCAUUCAUCAGGGCGUCGUACUUUCCGGCCUCGACCUCCGUGGUUCCCAUACCUGGGACCUUCUCGUGGCCGCUGACGGCGAGAGGCAAGCCAAGGAGAGGAAUGCUGCGGCGGGCGGUCUUCUCGGACGUACAGCGUAAAGCCCUGGAAAAAAUGUUUCAAAAGCAGAAGUACAUCAGCAAGCCAGACAGAAAGAAACUGGCCACGAAACUCGGCCUAAAAGACUCUCAGGUCAAAAUUUGGUUCCAAAAUCGAAGAAUGAAAUGGCGCAAUUCCAAAGAGAGGGAGCUUUUGUCUUCUGGGGGCUGCCGAGAGCAAACGCUGCCAACAAAAAUGAACCCCAACCCAGACCUUAGCGACGUGGGGGAGAAGUGCGAGACCGACGGCGACAGUCUUCGGAGAAACAGCCCGCGCGGGGCCUUCUGUCACCCCCACGCACAAAACGUGCUUGUAAGCAGUCCGGGUUUGCACCUCGCGUCACCGUCGCACUCCAGCAAGCACUCCGACUCCUCCGACUCAGAGGACGAAGAAAUCACCGUGUCAUAGCCACAAAAUGCCGACUACGUUCCUAUGAAUAGCUCCUAAUUAGGCACAGCCUUACGCACGACGAGGCGAGACCGCACGGGGAACGCGAGCUGAGCGGAUAGAAAUGCUGUAGCAAACAGGCCCGUGUGUCCAAAACGGAACAGUCGAGCUGUUCGUUCAGCUGAAGAGCCUGCACUGUGGCGUUUGCUGCGUUUUUGCAGCUGGGAAGAUUUUGUACGCCGCUUUGUGCGCAUAUUUUGAAUAUUAUGUAUAGAAUGUUUUAUAGCUUCAUGCCUUUCCUGAUUUCUUCCCUUUUAGG